CUAACCUUCGUCAUCUUUUCUUGUUAGAAAAUAUUUUAAACAUGAUAUAUUUAUAAAAAUGGAUCGAAAUACAAAAUCUAAAUUAGAUAGACAAACAAUAUACGAGAUAUAUCGAGGAUGUCGUCUGUGCGGAGCUGGGGCGGGGUACAAAAUGCCUAUAAUACAAACUGUAGUUGAUUUGGACGGAAAUGGGAUGGAAUUAAAGCAAAAAAUACAAGAAUGUGUACAAAUUGAGAUAAAUCCCGAUGACAAAAUGCCUCCCUUGAUUUGCGAGCUGUGCGUGGACAAAGUGAAUGAUUUCUACCAAUUUAUGGAGAUGUGCAAACAGACGAACAUACAUACAAGGUUGAGAUUGGGGUUGCCAUUACAGAAACCUGCUAAUAAGAUAGCUUUGCAGGUAGAAAAUAAUUCCCGAGUAUCUCGAGCAAGUCAGACUACCUUCAAGAUGACCAGGCCCUCCAAACCUUCACCAAGUCCACCUCCAAGUCGAAGCAGAAGAGAAGAUGAGAUGACCUUAAGUAGCUUAAAGAAGGAGAACAGCAGGGAAUCACGCUCGAGUGAAACCAUUGAAAAGCAACCAAUCAGAACGACCAGGAACUCCAAAGCUGCGUCUCCACCGCCCAGCACACCUCGAAUCCGCAGCCAGAGAGAAGAGAACAUGACCCUGAGUAAUUUAAAGCAACAAGUACAAAAAGAUAGCAAAUCAAAAGACAGUAAACCAUCCAAAGAUAAUAAAGCAAAUAAAGAUAAGGCAAAAGAUAGCAAAGUAACGAAGGUCGUCAAAACAUAUAAGGACAGUAAAGCAGCACCUAAGUCUAUAUUGAAGAAAAGGGAGGAAUUGAUGGACGACGAAGACAGUCUGCUGGUGCCCCGGAACAAACGCAGCCGCGACGUCGAUGUCAUAAAGUUGGAGGUCCCAGUUAAAAAAGUCAAAAUAUCAUUACCGUCAUCGAAGCAGAAGCAAGCGGCGCAUCCGGCGAGGCCGAAGCGAGCCCCCCCGUCCCCCGCGCCGCCGCCGCCCCCCGCGCCCCCUCAGUACUCGUGCGCGGUGUGCGGGGACACGUUCCGUUCUUCGCAGGGAGUGUCCGCACAUAUGAAGGUGCAUGUGGUAUCCUUUACGGACCCCAAACUAGCGUGCGACCCCUGCUGUGCUUGGUUCUCGACCGCCGAGGAAGCUGCGACCCAUCAGAAGCGGCACUCGGCCAGUCUCCGCUACACAUGUCGCCGCUGCUCUUCCAAAUAUAAAACUAUAUAUAGUUAUAAUGAACAUUUGGAGUACAAGAAGUGCUUGCAGUUCGACGUUGUGCCCGACUUGAAGUGUGCGCGAUGCGGCCAGUCGUUUGCAACAAAGAACCUGCACCGCCGUCACCGAUGCCAUGGCACGUUCAACCGAUCCACCACAUGUACGAGGUGCGGGCGAGUGUACGCGUCGCCGAAAACAUUGAAACUACAUGUUACAACGUGUUAUUCGAAAAAGAAAGAUGAAAUAAAGGUGGACCCUGAAGUGCAGAGGUCUUUACUGCCCGCACAGAUCAGAGUCUCCCGCUGUGAUUCACUGUUGGUGAAGAACGCCGCUGGUCACUAUGAUGUGGCUGAUGUUGAUUUGGACUACGGUCUCGACGAUUCCUGUGUCUACCCAUACCGCGUAUAUUUACGGAUCAAGACUGAACCACUCUACCAGGAUCGUAUGGUUGCCAUAGUAGAAGAAGUCCGGAACGAACUCUGCUCAGAAGAGUACAUACAUUGGGAUUCAGAUACGUGCGACAGUGACAGCGAUAGUACCAACAAUUCGAAGAAGGAAGUCGAUAUGCUAUCAACAUUAUCAUUAAAGACAUUAUUCUCAUUGAAACUCCUAGGCAAAGUGCCGAGGAAACGGAGAAGAAUUAAAAUGGAGAAGUGUGAUGAAAGUGUAGGUGUCAGUGUUAAUAAGAAUGAUAGUGUUGGGUAUGAUACAGAGGAUAGUGUAGAUAGUUUUAGUAUUAUAGAUUCAUUACUGACUGAUAUCGGACAGAAUAAAGAUAAUGUAAAUGAAUCUACUGUUAAUAAUGAUAAGGUUAGUAACGAUGUAGGUACAAAUAAUGUAAACAAUGAUUUAGAAUUAAAUAAAACAUCCAAUAAGAAAUCAAAUACGUCAGAAAAUUACGAUGUAUCUAAAUCUAAUGAAGCAAGAAAUAAUUUACCAGUGAAUAAUAGGACUGAUAAUAGUAAUGUAAUGGAAUUGAGUGAUUCAUCGAGUAGUACUAGACCAGUAAAUAAAGAAAUAGACAAUGUAGAAUUUGAUAAUGAUGACACGACCUCAGGAAAUAAUACUAUAAAUGAAAAUAACGUCCUAAUUAUCUCAAAUAAUCAAGAGUCAAUUGAUCCUGAAUGUUCCACUAAUAAUAGUUUAACUACUUCUAAAGAAGUGACUAGUGAUGUUACACAAGAAAAUGUAAAAAAUAAUUCAAAUAUUGAUAAUGAAGCUUCGAAAGAAAAUAGAAAUAGUGAAAUUCUAGUUCCAGUUAUUCCAGAAGAAGAAAAUCGUACGGAAAAUAAAGAUUUAGAUUCAACUGACCUUAAUAAUAAAUCUAAUGAGAAUAUUGUAGGUGAUAAAAGCACAAAUAAAGAAAAUGGUACAAAUUUAAAUACAUAUGUUAAAUCAAUUAAUGACCCCAUCCCAAAUAAAGUAAAAGACAAAAAGGAGCGCAAUGAAAAUGAAACUAAUAAUGUUAGUCCAAUGAAUAAUAUUUAUUGUAAUAAUUAUGAACACGAUAAUUCAAAUAUAGAAAAAAGUAAUGGUGAAUCAAAUAAACCAGUAGAUGGAGACAUUGAAAGUAAAAGUAGUGAUACAGAAUUAGACGAUAUGAAAUUAAUGGAAGCUCUCGACCAGCAAAUAGGCGAGUAUUGUAACGACUCUGAUGAAAGUCACAAAAAUACUGAUGGUAACAAUGAAAUAAAUUCCAAUAAAGAUUGUAAUUCUGAAAUUAAUGAAAAUUCGAAUAAAAAUGAUAGAGCAAACAGAGAAAAUAAUGUAGAUAAAGACAACAGGUAUAAUAGAAACAAAAUAACUAACAAUGAGAAAAAAUUGGAUUUAGACAGUAAAUCUAAAAUAGAAUUAACUAACGGCGAAUCAAGUAAAGAAAUAGAUUGGGAUAAAUCAAAAGAGAGUAAUGAUACUGCAGUUGAAGAUAUGAAAUUAAUGGAUGCUCUGGACAUGCAAAUUGGUGAAAAUUCAAAUUCUCAUGAUGAAAGUCAUAAUAGUAAAGUACAUUUAAAUGAUAGUGCAUCAGAAAAUAAUGAUAACAAAACACCAAACGCAUAUAUUGAAGAGGACAGUGUUGCUGAUAAAGAUAAAAUUACAUUAGAAGAUCUGGUACCUAAAGAUGAUUUGAAAUCAUUGGAAUUAGACAACGUAAGUGAUGAUGAUUUCGACUUUGACCUAUGACAGGAUAAUAAUGGUAAAACGGCAAUUGGAGAGCACAAUGCUCGUAAUAAUGAUGUUAUAGUAGAUCUAUUAGCAAAAGAUAAGAUAAAAUCAUUGGAAUUAGAUAACAUAAGUGAUGAUGACUUUGAAUUUGAUCUAUGACAGGAAAAUGAUGAUGAACCAGCAGUAGUAGAGAACAAUGUUGGUGAUGGAAACAAUAUUUUUAAAGAUCUCGUACCUAACUAUGCUUUAAAAUCUUUGUAUUCAGGUAAUAGUUGCGCCAUUAAGACUUAUGCCAAAUCGAGUAGGCAGAUAUUUAGUUGUAUUAACAGAUAUAAUAA
Messenger RNA from Achroia grisella, 3744 nucleotides. RefSeq lists its product as uncharacterized. The transcript is spliced from 12 exons. Gene Ontology annotation, biological process: regulation of DNA-templated transcription. Gene Ontology annotation, molecular function: DNA-binding transcription factor activity, RNA polymerase II-specific; RNA polymerase II cis-regulatory region sequence-specific DNA binding; zinc ion binding. Bases 59 to 3424 code for a protein of 1121 amino acids. Lineage: Eukaryota; Metazoa; Arthropoda; Insecta; Lepidoptera; Pyralidae. The record is from RefSeq and is a predicted model, not a curated record. Gene Ontology annotation, cellular component: nucleus.